AUGGGGGGUCCAAGCAAGAAGAGAAGGAAUAAGCUCCUCCUCGACCACCGACGGGACUUUCGGACCACCGCCGGAACUUCGCCGGACUACCGCCGGAGCCUCGCCGGACUACCAACAGAGCUUCGCCGGACCACCGCCCGAGGACAUCACCUUCACCUGAGUUUUCGGGUCAAAAACGGGUCUCCUCUUUUUCAGCUAAAGAAAAGAAAAGAUGACUCAGUGUUUCCCACCGCCACCGAAGCCACCACCUCCGCCGGCUCCGGCUCCGGCACCAAACCCAACUCCAACCCCGAAUCCGACUCCAAAUCCCCCGCCACCGCCAAUGCCGUGUCCACUGCCACCCCCUAUUCCUAUGCCAUGUCCCAAGCCUCCACCGACUCCGCCUCCUCCACCAAGUCCGCCGCCACCGCCACCGCUACCUCCAACACCUCCUCCUGUGCCACCACCCACACCACCUCCAACACCAAAUCCUCCACCAUGACCACCACCAAGCCCACCGCCGCCGCCGCCUCCAGCUCCACCACCACCGCCAAGUCCUCCAGCACCACCACCUGCACCACCACCGCCACCUCCUCCUCCAACACCACCCCCACCACCACCACCAAAUCCUCCUCCAGUGCCACCACCUAA
Messenger RNA from Dendrobium catenatum, 630 nucleotides. Its product is annotated as A-agglutinin anchorage subunit-like. The record is from RefSeq and is a predicted model, not a curated record. Lineage: Eukaryota; Viridiplantae; Streptophyta; Magnoliopsida; Asparagales; Orchidaceae. Bases 1 to 630 code for a protein of 209 amino acids. The transcript has 4 exons.